Molecule: messenger RNA, 1437 nt
Organism: Eucalyptus grandis
Lineage: Eukaryota; Viridiplantae; Streptophyta; Magnoliopsida; Myrtales; Myrtaceae
Product: TMV resistance protein N-like
Exons: 3
Coding region: 121-1437 (438 amino acids)
Biological process (GO): defense response
Molecular function (GO): ADP binding
Source: RefSeq, a predicted model, not a curated record
CGAUAUUGGUAUGAGUCCGAACUCGUAAAAGUAGUUCUUCGUCGUGUCAGGGAGGUGUUGAAGAAGGAUGACCAAGAUUUACCCGACAAACUAGUUGGACUUGAUCGUCAUGUUCAAAAAAUGAUGAGAAAGCUUGGUGUUGUCUACAGAGAUGGACGAGCCAACAGAGUAUGUGGAGGAGACGUACGUGUCGUCGGAAUAUGUGGUCUGCGGGGUGUCGGGAAGACUACACUUGCAAAGGUUGUCUACAACAAAAUGCGUUCGUUGUUUCAAGAAUGUAGCUUCCUCGAAGAUAUGAAGGCAGAAGAAGUCAAGUCUUUGCAAGAAAGGUUAAUUGCUACCCUUCAAAAAAGAAGACGUGAACCACUUGAUUCUUGUAGUGCUGGAAUUAAGAAUAUGGAAAAUUCAUUUAGUGAUAUGAAGGUUCUCAUUGUGCUUGAUGACGUGCGUGACGAUCAACAAAUCAAAAGAUUAGUUGGGAAGCUCACUUGGUUUGGUCCAGGAAGUAGAAUCAUUGUGACCACGGACAAUGAAAAAGUUUUAAAUGGUUACGAUGAAGCAGUUGAAAUAUACGACGUUCAACCAAUGGAACCCCACCAUGCGCUUCAACUCUUUCGUCGAUAUGCUUUUCUAGGGGAGGCUCCCCAAGACUAUGAGUACGAUUCCCUGUCCAUAGACAUCGUCAAAGCUAUUGGAGGGCUUCCUAUGGCUAUUAUACAUCAGGCUUCAAAUUUAAGCAAGAAAAGGAACGACAAAGGAACAUGGAGAUAUACUUCAGACCAUUUAAAAAACCGCCUACCAGAGGAUAUUUCACCCUGCUUUAUGGACAGUUACGAAUCUUUACAUUCCCAUUUACAACGGAUGUUUCUCGACAUAGCGUGCUUUUUUAUUGAUAAAGAUGAGAGGAUUCCCCCUUAUAUGUGGAAGGCUUGUGAUCACUAUAGUCCAUUGGGAAUGGAUUCCCUUCGCAAGUUGCAUUGGUUGGAAAAAGGAGAAAAUAAUGAAUUAAGAAUGCACAAUCUGAUACGAGACUUUGGCAGGGACAUUAUCAAGAGAAAAGUUAAUCAUAAGCGCUGCAGGUUUUGGAAUCACAGUGAUGCACUUGAAAUUCUAGACAAUCCUAAGGGUUCUGAAAGUGUUGAAGGCAUUGGUCUCACAGUUGAAGAGGGUCACGUCGACAGUUUUAAAUGUGAAGGGUUUCGUGAAAUGCCGAAUUUGAGGUAUCUCAGACUGGACCGGGCCAACAUCCAGGGAGAAACUAAGAAUCUUCCCCCAAAUUUGAGGUGGCUUGAUUGGCGAGAUUGCCGUUCCAUUCCUGAGCUACAUGAUACGCAUUUGAAGAACUUAGUCAUUCUAGAUCUGUCUAGGAGUUUGGUCCCCCAAGACCCAAAAAUCUGGAGUCGAAUCAUGGAGGUAUGGCCAACAUUUACUUUCUAA